Messenger RNA from Oncorhynchus keta (chum salmon), 2458 nucleotides. It is a transcript of the gene epn3b, whose product is annotated as epsin 3b. Gene Ontology annotation, biological process: endocytosis. The record is from RefSeq and is a predicted model, not a curated record. The transcript is spliced from 12 exons. The coding region runs from base 544 to 2220 and encodes 558 amino acids. Gene Ontology annotation, cellular component: clathrin vesicle coat; plasma membrane; endosome. NCBI's taxonomy places the organism in Eukaryota, Metazoa, Chordata, Actinopteri, Salmoniformes, Salmonidae. Gene Ontology annotation, molecular function: clathrin binding; phospholipid binding.
CGCGCUCCCUCUCUCAGCUGUGUCUACGGGUACCUGCCAUGCGUGCGUGCGUGUGUGAGUGGGCGCGUGAGUGUGCCAUGCCGUUGGUUGUCCUAUGCGGAUUUCACGGUUGCUGCCCUCCUCGUGUCUCGCAACUUCACCCGAAAAGGAACAGACCACACGUCCCUUCGGAAUGCCACUGCCGUUCUACGCACCGGACUGAAGCACGGCAUUCUGCUUGUCUGUCAUUCGGGAAUAGCCUACCGAUAGUAGCUCCCUUACUCGCUGCAUCUCUGUGCUACGGUUCAGUGCUGCUGAUACCGGUGGUUUAGUACUGCUGGGGGAAUACCGACACUGCAGAGAGAGGGAGAGAGCGGAGAGGAUGGUUCCUGGUGUAGGAGGAGGGAGGUGAUCAUGGCAGAGUGGUCGCUCUGACCCCCUCUCUAAAGAGCGGAAACUACCGCCUCAACUACCUCCCUCCUCCUCCCUUUCAUCCCAACCCCCUUACCCCACUCCCUCUAACAUUUACCUUACGCCCCUCCACCCACCGCAACACGAGUCACCAUGACGACCUCAGCGUUGCGUCGCCAGGUGAAGAACAUCGUUCACAACUACUCUGAGGCAGAGAUCAAGGUGCGCGAGGCGACGUCCAACGACCCGUGGGGCCCCUCCUCCUCGCUGAUGUCAGAGAUCGCUGACCUCACCUUUAACGUGGUGGCGUUUGCUGAGGUCAUGGGCAUGGUCUGGAAACGCCUCAACGACCACGGGAAGAACUGGAGACACGUCUACAAGGCCCUGACGCUGCUCGACUACUUGAUCAAGACCGGCUCAGAGAGAGUGGCUCAGCAGUGCCGCGAGAACGCAUUCACCAUACAGACGCUGCGGGACUUCCAGUACAUGGACCGGGAUGGCCGGGACCAGGGGGGCAACGUGAGGGAGAAGGCCCGCCAGCUGGUGUCUCUACUCAGGGACGAGGAACGGCUCAGACAGGAGAGGAGCCAGGCGUUGACCACUAAAGAACGCAUGACGGCUGGAACAGGAGGAGGAGGAGGAGGAGGAGGGACGGCAGGGCGAAGGACCAGCCAGCCAAAUAUAGCAGCUCACUACGGGGAACAGUUCAUCCGCUCCCGGGGCUCGCCCUCCUCCUUUAACUCCUCUUCAUCCUCUCCUCGUGAAGCGUCUGAUCUAGAACAGGCCCGCCCCCAGACCAGCGGAGAGGAGGAGCUACAGUUACAGCUGGCCCUGGCCAUGAGCAGAGAGGAGAGUGAGAAGGACCAGCGUUGUCUCCAAGGAGAUGAGUCGUUUUUGCAGAGAGCCCUGGACGAGAACAGAAGGGACAGUCACACAGGGACAGGAGAGUCCGCCAUGUUGAAUCUGGUGGAUAUCUUUGGCCCCUCUGAGGCUCCGCCCCCAACUGACGACCUCUGGGACGCCCAGCCUGCUGUGACCUCUGACCCCUGGGACUCUGUGGCAGUCCACUCCAACACUCCUGUGAUUGGUAGUCCCUGGAAGACCCGCCCCUCCUCCAGCAGCCCAACCAAUCCUUGGGCUCCGUCACGCUCUCCCACCUGGGUAGCUCCACCCACAUCAUCAUCCAGCCCUGUCAAUCACGGCUGGGAGAGCCCGCACCCUCUUACAGGGGACGGUACUGAUAGGACGGAUCCCUUCUCUGUCAGGGAGGAGGAGUGUAAAGGAGGAGAGGGACCACCUCAACCUGGCAGUCCUACUGGCCCAGACCUGUUUGGGGAGCGUGUCCUGUCCCCCGAGGUGAACGGGCGAGGGGGGGGCAGUCCGGAGAUGUUUGACCUGUCCCGUCUCGCCCCCCCUCAGGGCUACGCGCCCCCCCGGAUGUGUCGCACCCCAGAAGCCUUCCUGGGACCUACGGGGGCGUCGCUCGUCAACCUGGAUGCACUCAUCCCCCCUAAUCCUCCUAGCAGGACCCACAACAACCCCUUCCUCUUAGGUCUGAGUGUUCCCUCUCCCACCAACCCAUUUCACUGUGACCAGCCCCGUCUCACACUCAACCAGAUGCUCCGUCCCUGUUCCACCUCCCCACUCCCCCCUCACACCCUCCCCUACAGCCCCUCUCUCCCCCUCCCUCUCCCACACCACACCCAGCCCUCCCCCGGCCUCCUGGACCUCCCCUCUAACCUCCCCCAUCCCCUCCUCCCCCUCUCCCCCGCCCCAGCCCACCGCGUCCCGCCCCAAUCUCACACACACAGCCACAACCCCUUCCUCUGAGACCUGAGGGAAACUGGCUCUACAACAACCCCUUCCUCUGAGGCCUGGGGGAAACUGGCUCUACAACCCCUUCCUCUGAGACCUGGGGGAAACUGGCUCUACAACCCCCUUCCUCUGAGGCCUGGGGGAAACUGGCUCUACAACCCCUUCCUCUGAGGCCUGGGGGAAACUGGCUCUACAAUAACCCCUUCCUCUGAGGCCUGGGGGAAACUGGCUCUACAACCCCUUCCUCUGAGGC